Molecule: messenger RNA, 7486 nt
Organism: Spodoptera frugiperda (fall armyworm)
Lineage: Eukaryota; Metazoa; Arthropoda; Insecta; Lepidoptera; Noctuidae
Product: probable Rho GTPase-activating protein CG5521
Exons: 34
Coding region: 138-5792 (1884 amino acids)
Biological process (GO): positive regulation of GTPase activity; regulation of small GTPase mediated signal transduction
Cellular component (GO): cytoplasm; nucleus
Molecular function (GO): GTPase activator activity
Source: RefSeq, a predicted model, not a curated record
ACGUCAACCGAGAUUUUUAUGUAAGUGAAAUGUCAAAAUGGGAGUGAAAACUUAAAGAAAACAAUGUGAAAUUACUGUAUUUUUUAUUCUAAGGAUGAAAAGAAUCUACGUAAUGACGCUAUAAUAUCACAUCCGAAAUGUUUACCAAGAAAUCUCACCAGGAUGUUAAGAAAUCAACGGUUAAAAUACAAGACUCGAAAAAGGAUUCAGCAACCCGAUUAAAACACUUAAAAAUCGUUUUAGAACAUUUUGACACAGAUGAAGCAAAAAAUUAUUUUGAAGGCAACUUCAGUCAUGUAUACUUCAUACUAUAUGACAACUUCAUCCAGGCUGAAAAUAAUUUACGACAACGAGAACUUCCAUUUCAUCUCGUACAUAAGGCAGGCAGAGAGGAGCUAGAAGGGGCAUUGUCCCUUCUAGACAAAGUACUAUGCCUUCUGCCGGAGCUGAUCGGGAAAAGAUGGCAGUUACACUCAUUGACGAGAAUAUUUUCGAAACUCCUCCAUAGCGGGAACUCGCAGAAACUGAGAGCAGAGGCUAUAAGAUACUUCCUGCUGUGGUAUCAGGCGCUUGGUGACAAUGCUCCGAAUGAAGUACAUAAAAUGUUCGCCACUCUCGUGCCCGGCAUGCCUGAACCCACCCUAAUGCCAAUCGGAUCUCCUCUGAAACCAAAUAUUACGGCAAACGAGACCCAUGGCUCCGGGGACUUCAGUAUAGAGGAUAUAAUGCACCAUCCCAACUUCAACUCCGCAGCAGACAAUGCUAAAAAGGUCGUGGUUGAACAAACUCCUACAGGAAUUAUGGGGAAGAUAGCCAAUGUAUCAGCUUCAAUAUUCCACGACACCAACGCUCUAAACCCAGUCCAAAGUGUAGAGAUCCAACCGCUCCUGCCACCAAGUGCCAAUGAAAAGGCUGUUGACAAUGAAACAAAAUAUUUCUUCGAUAUACUCCUCGAUGGAAUGGCCACGUCCGUCACGAAGAUCCAGUGGAGGGACAGAUGUCACACGAAGGCAAUGAGAUGUUUCGCAUUUCUGUUGGAGAAAUUUAAGAUUUAUUAUUUGCCUGUUAUCUGUCCACAGUUUAAUGUCAAAAAUUCGUUGUAUAAACCUAAUUUAGAACUGCCAGUCCAACACAACAUACUAGAAGACGACUACGUGCUAUGCAGAGUAACGUUAAUCAAAUGGGUAGCAAGUUACGCGCAUUUCAUGAAGAAGCAAGGCAGUGACGGUGGUCAGCCUUCUUCCAUGACCAGCACCGGGUCUCACAUGCCCCACUCGAAUACUCCUACACCUGCAACUUCGCUACACCAUGAGGAAGAAACCUCUUUCACUGUUGGACAUCCCUCGGAUUCCAGCAGAGCAUCGUCUCAUGAUUCCGCGUCCAAUACUCCGCAUCCUAGCUUGGAGUCAGGUUCUGGUGUAUUUGAAGAGCUAAGUUCGGAGCUAGUAGUGCGUGACGUGCUGUGUUGUUCGUCGCGGGAGCAUGUUGACUUCACUAUCGAAGUGUUGAGACAAGCCUUCCUACUGCCUUUCUCGCACGCCGCCGCUGUUAGACGCGUCAUCGCUUUGUAUAAGGAUUGGAUACAGAUGAACGUGGCAGAAAUGCCCCCGUUCCUGAUGGAGAACACGUUCGAGCAGCAGGGCGGCGGGGAGCCCGCGAUACCGCCGCGGCGCCUGCGCAACGACUCCUACCUCGGUGCUGUUGGACGGGACAAUAUCAUGGUCCGAGCUGGGUUGCAGAACGUGCUACAAAUAUUCAUGACGCAAGCGGCGAACGUGUUCCUAGCGUCCGCCUCGCCAGUGGCGCCACCUGGUGCCCUCAACCAGCAACAGUUGUUGGAGGAACAAACGGACACGUGCAAGCGAGUGCUGAAUAUCUACAGAUACAUGGUCAUGCAUGUCGCUAUGGAUGCUAAUACUUGGGAGCAGUUACUACUGGUGCUAUUGCAGAUAACAUCAUUGGUGCUUACUAAAGUGCCACCGAAACGAAAACAAGAGUCUUUAGGAGGGUUUCUGGCACCGGCUUUGUUCCAAACUCUGAUAGUGACAUGGAUCAAGGCGAAUUUGAACGUAGCGGUGAAACCCGAGCUGUGGCAGAACUUCAUGGAGCUACUCACGAGGCUUACACACUGGGAGGAUCUUAUCAAGGAGUGGGCGAAAACCAUGGAGACAUUGACCCGCGUAUUAGCGCGGCACGUGUACUCGCUGGACCUGUCGGAGAGCUCGGCGGAGCGCGGGCGCGGCGGCCGGCGCCUGCCCCCCGCGCCCGCGCCGCCCCGCCCCGCACUGGCGCACCACGCCGCCAUCGCACUCUCUACACACACCACACGCACUCCUGGAAAAUCACCGAAAUCAGGCCAUGAACCGCAUCCCCGCAAAGAAACAAGCACACGACGACAACUCACGAGGAGUCGCAGUGACCCGCACUUGGGCAAACAGAUUCAGACGCAUACGGAAACCAAAGAACCAACCAACGACAAGACAAGGAGAUGGUAUUCUUUAGAUUCUUUACGAAACUCAUCGCAACACGAGGAGAGAGAUUCGGCCAGUGGGUCACGGUCGCCGUCUCCCGCUCCUUCAAGUGGCGUAGAAAGCAGUUCCAUCAAAGAUUCUCCACUGCAAAUAGACUUGGCGUCAGAUGGCGGCAAUGUCGUAGGUUCAUUGGAUAUCGGUCUGCCAGAAUGGACGGAGAACGAGUCGGGGGAGUCGCUAGGCGGUGCGGGUGGGGGGGAGGGGGUGGGGGUUGUGAUGGGGGGGCGGGCGAGGGGGUGGCUGCCUGACGUGGCGGCCGUGCUGUGGCGCCGCAUGCUGGCCGCGCUGGGGGACCCCAACCUACUGCGGGACCCGCACGCACACGCCAACCUCUACAACUAUCUCAUACAUCUCAACAGUACGCUGCUCAAGAUAAGUGCGAACCAGACGCUCAAUGGGAACACGGAGAUCCACGUACCGUUCAACUUGGUGGCGGGCUGGUGUCUCGAGGCCGAGGCGCUGCCUCCCUCGCACAGGGCGGGUAAGCUCCUGGCACUGCGUUUACUAUGCGAGUCGACGCAGGCGCAGGGCCCGGGCGCGCCCUCCUCCUGCAACAACCGCCUGCAUCUCGCACACCUGCACCUUUACCAACGAGCUCUUCAUCAUGGUCUAACCGGUGAGGAUCGCUCAGUGGUAGACGUGUUGGUGGAGCAUGCAGCGCCGCGCUACCUGUCGCUGGCGCUGGACGGCUACUCGUUACUGCUACUGGACUUCGUGCACGCCUCCACUGUCGUACUUAACUCUUCCGAUAUGGGUCCUUCGUGUCCACGCACAGCGGCGGUGACGUUCCUCGGCUCGCUGCUGUCUCUACCGGACGGGCUGAUGAACGCGCCCAUGUUGCAGCCCUACCCCCACCAAUACAACACCGUAUCCUGUCCUGACCUCAAGGAGCACGUGCUAAACAUAGUAGUGCGAGUAUGUCGCCGUGAGGGCGGGGCGGCGGCGCGGUGCGCGGGCGCAUGUGCCCUGACGGCGCACGUCUGCCAUCUACUGGACACGCGCGCCACCGCGCCGCGUCUGCCUUCAUACGUCACCUGCUUGCUGCAGAUGCUUAUGAUGAAGAACAAGAACAUAGCGAAGGUGGUGAGUGACUGCGUUCUGGCGCUCGCUGACUACACGGACAGGAUCGUCGAGCUCUACCCCGGACUAGCUGGUAAAAUCAUCAAGUGGAUAUGCGCAUGUUUAGCGCAGAUCUCGCCCAGUAGUUCCAGAGACUCGGUGAAGCCUUUAGCUGGUUCUCUAUUACUGUGCCUGGCUGAGUUCGCGGUGAGAUGUGGACCCACUUACCUGAUGCAGGAGAAGGAUGGAGACCAGACACUGCUGCUUAUGAUAUUUAAGGUACUAUACGCUGUGAUGAAAGGCACUAAUGGAUCUGACAUAGAAGGCCUGUCGCUGCCCGUGGACGAGGACUUCGACCCGAACAUACAGCUGGACAACCUGGGACCAAAGACAACGCCCGCCUCUACUAUAGACGUCAAAUUAUGGGCACAAACGAUAUGCACCCAGCUGGUCCUGUUCCUGGGCCACUGGCCGCUGUGGACCGGCUGGCAGGUGUCGUCGUCGGUGUGCGAGCAACACGACAGCCCGGCGCUGGGCGGCGAGCUGGGGCCCGCCGUGCUGGCCGCGCCGCAUCUGCAGAUGCUGCGCCUUAGUGACUCUACGCUCGCCUCCUUUAUAGAACUGCCCGCCUUGGACAUGCCUGCCGCUACCACGCCUGGUCUAAUGACAUCGGACAAGCAGGCGCGAGUGUUGCUCCGCGACAUAGCGGGCAAGGCGUGCUGGGACGCGUCGGCGCUCUACUACGACCCUUCUGUCACCUCUACGGAAACUAUAGAACCGCUGGAGUUGCCCGACACUGAUGAAUGUCCAAGAGACAACACACUGUCAUCUCUCCCGCCGCCACUACCUCCAGACUUGCUACCGGACUACAAGAACUGCCCGCCGGAUAAACAUCAAUUGGACCAUGUACUAGCAUACAUCGGUCACACAUCCCCCGAGGUGGUGUGUGGGCGGAGACUGGACGAGGCCGGCCCGUCCCCCCUACCCCCCGGGGCUGAGGACGAACUGGUGGCCACGCUGGUAGCACAUCGGAAUAGUGAACGACAUUACUUGGCUACUAGGGACAGUACGUCGUGUAGCUACGAAGAGGACGAAGCCCCGCUGAGCGCGGCGGGCGUGGGCGCGCGGCCCUUCGGCGUGUGUCGCGCGCUGGCCGCGCAGCUGGGCACGCUGGCGCCCGCGCGACGGACGCACGCGCAUCUACUGCGCCGCACCGACCGACUGCUGCGGGACCUCAGGAACCUGGACGCGCAGAGAUGUCGUGAGACGCACAAAGUGGCCGUGAUAUACGUAGGCAAAGGCCAGGAGAACCGCAACGAGAUCCUCUCCAAUAGAUGCGGGAGUCCUGCUUACGAAGCCUUCCUUGCUGCGCUGGCGUGGGAGGUAGAGUUGGAGAGCCACGUUGGGUUUACGGGCGGUCUGCGAGGCGGCGGGGGCGGCGGGGUGAGCGCGCCCUACGUGGCCACGCUGACGCUCGAGGCCUUGUUCCACGUCGCUACCAGGAUGCCCGCCGACACACCCGAUGCUAUCCUCAAUAAGACUCGCCACCUGGGUAACGACGAGGUGCACGUGGUGUGGAGCGAGCACUGGCGGCCGUACAAGCGCGACACGUUGCCCACACAGUUCUGUGACGUGCUCAUAGUACUGUAUCCGCUGCCCGGAGGACUACUGCGCUGCACCGUGUCUAGGAAACCUGAUGUGGUGGCGUUCGGUCCGCUGUGGGAGGAGUGCGUGGUGCGCGUGGGGUGCGCGGCGGCGCUGGUGCGCGCGGCGGCGUGCUGCGGCGGGCGGGCCGUGCGCGCCGGCCUGCCGCUGUACCUGCACGCCUACACGGAGCGCGCGCGCGAGCUGGCCGCGCUCGUGGCCGCGCACUCGCUGCCCACCACCUUCGAGGCCUUCGUCGAGCGCAUGCGCGACCCCGUGCCCGCCGGCCCCGCGUCGCACGAUCAAGGCACGGGUCGACUUGCCGCAGCCUUGCUGGACCACGGCGCUAGUGGUUGGAGUGGAGGUGGAGACAACCAUGGCGUAUCCCCGCGGCCCUCUAAGCGGCUGGGUCCAUUCAAGCGGCCCCCCCAGGCUGCGGCCCCCGGCCCCCACACAGCGCCCCCACUGUCAGGGCCACCCCCACUGUCGGGACCGACCCUUCUGUCAGGGCCGCCCCCUCUCACCGCCCCCGCCCCCGGCUCCCGCCGCAACCGGUGAGCAGACCCUCGGCUCUCCGUGUCGACAGCUUCUUAGGAUAUUCGAUAUCCAGUCACCAAUCUUAAGCACCACUCAUCUUGUUUUAGUGGCGAAAAUGUUCACGUCACAUACCACCUUUAGAGGCAUGACAAGUCCGUCAGAAGCUUUGCUGGAUGCGAUUAGUUUAUAAAAAUAAGAAUAAAGUUCCAUCUAUGUAGCUGUAUGAAAGAGCAUACAUUGCUACGGAUCUCGGUGCUUCAUGCAAUACCGAUCAAGAAGAAAUCGGUCGCUAAAAGCUAUAAUGGUGCGUAACACGUUAGAUUUAGUAGACGGGAUUAUGUCAGACUAAACUUGAUCUAUAUUCACCCAACUCACUCUCCAUCGAAUAUUAACGACAGCAAUAAAUUAAUAAUCAUGGUGUGAUGACGCCAUUCUGUUUGUCCACUUGCACCAAAAGUACCCGCCUACAAUGCUAUGCAACGCGUAGGCCCAUCGCAGUUGAAAUGUUUCUGUGAACGACUCCACUCUGUAUCUUAAGUUAAUUCGUCCAUCGAGAGAUUAUAGCACUACUUAACGGACUUAAAGGAAUUUUCAUGUACUUAAUAUUUUGUAAGCUUUUAAUAUCUGUAGAGUCUUGCAUUUAAAAUGUAAUGUACAUGCUUGCUGUUAGCUUGAAGUGUGCAAACUGUAGAGUUAAAAUGUUGAAAACGUUUUAACAAAAUAUUUUUAUGUGAAUGUCUUGGAGAUAUAGGAACUGUUAUCAGCAAUCAUUCGACAUAACAUUGGUGUUUCUGUACAUAUGUAAACUAGAUGUAGAGCUUUAACUGUUGUAGGUUUGUUUAUACAAUUACUAUUUAUUUGCAUAAUUGAAGUUAAAUCAAGUCCCAUUCGUUGUUAUUAUUUAUUUUUGUUUAGAGAGGACUUUGUAAAUCAGGCUAAAAUGUACACGAUAGUGAGCAGGUAAAUUUUAAUCAUAAAAUAUUCAUAGUCCAUGUCAUUAUUCCACAAUAUAUCCUACAAGAUGCUCUAGUCUGGUCUCAUAGGUGUUUCCGGAGAUGUUUCACAUUGUGAAGCUAAUUCUGCCGUCCGCGUCCCUGUCUGUAUAUUGGUAUCAGAUGUUUAUUUUUAAUUAUUUCGGCUUUACACCUACUGAGAUUUCUAUUCAUAUUUUAACUACAUUCCAUUCUUUUGUUUAAUAAGAAAUUUCGGAUGUUUCGUUUUUCUUCUAGCAAAGAGAUAGCGUGGUGAUAAUAUUGUGUAACAAUCGACUUGCAUUUAUUGUUUGCCUGUGGUACUCACGUCAACUAAUCUGAUGCAUUCCAUUCAAAAUAUUUUUGAAGAAUCUGUAUUGUUUCUCAGUAUCGCUUAGUUUUUAUUAUUCAUUAUUUUAAUAGUAUUUAAUUAUUAUUUAUUAAUCGAAUGAUUAUUUCCACAUUUUAAUUUUAAACAGUAUUUUUAUAGUUGUUAAGACUGACACAAGAUUAUGUAUUGCAAACACUAAGUAUUAAAAUGUUAUAUUUUAUUAAAAAUAGUGUGGUGGUAUUACUUAUAACUUAUUACAGCUAAUUUAUUAUUGCUAGUAUUUGUUGAUUGAAAUAGCUUCAAGAAUAUUGUCACUUAUAAUAAGUAAUCCAGAUAUUAACCCACAGACAUUAUCUAAUGUAACCAAAUUUUUAUAUUUAAAAUGAUGUAAAAAUAAAGUUUUGUUAAACUUU